Molecule: messenger RNA, 664 nt
Organism: Mercenaria mercenaria
Lineage: Eukaryota; Metazoa; Mollusca; Bivalvia; Venerida; Veneridae
Exons: 4
Coding region: 8-664 (218 amino acids)
Source: RefSeq, a predicted model, not a curated record
AGUCAAAAUGGGUGUUGACAUACAAACGUAUCGUGCUAAGAUCGGUACAUUCAGACAUUCCAGUGGAGCCGAUGUGGUAACCCUUGUUCUUGUUGUCAACUUUAGUCAAGGCCUCAAAGCUAUUGGUAGUGUUUUGUUCAUUGGUAUCCUCCUGAUGAUGGCGGGCAUUGAGUCAAAUCCAGGACCAACUGAGUCUGAAAAUACCUAUCAAAAGAAAGAAAUGAAAACUACUAAAGUUAAAGUAACAGGUUUCAUGGAAAACCUUGAUCGAGAUGUGAUUAUAUUAUUCCUUGAAGAAAAAAGUGGCAGUAAAGUACAAAAAAUGACCAUGGACAACGAUAGCAAGAGUGCAAUUAUUGAGUUUCUGGACAGCAAAGCGGUAGAUGCGAUCAUGCAACAACUUCCUUUGAAUUUUGCUGGGUCGGAAAUAUCUGUUGAAACAUACGGUAAGCAACAUUUUAAAGGAUACAGUGAUAAAAAGCAAGCGACACAAAUCCUUGUGACUGGACUACCAAUUGACGCAACUGCUGAACAUCUUAUAUCGGUUUUGGAGAACAGAGAUCAUCAAGGAGGCGGUAGAGUUAAAGACGUUAAAGUUGAUACUUACGAGAAAUCUGCCAUUGUAGAAUUUGAAGAAGCAUCAGGUUGGAAAAUCUCAUUUUAG